This is a messenger RNA of Aspergillus alliaceus, 1626 nucleotides long. Its product is annotated as DEAD/DEAH box helicase. NCBI's taxonomy places the organism in Eukaryota, Fungi, Ascomycota, Eurotiomycetes, Eurotiales, Aspergillaceae. The record is from RefSeq and is a predicted model, not a curated record. The transcript has a single exon. Gene Ontology annotation, cellular component: mitochondrion. Gene Ontology annotation, molecular function: ATP binding; nucleic acid binding. Bases 1 to 1626 code for a protein of 541 amino acids.
AUGGCUGGGAAGCUGGACUCUAAACUCCUUCAAGCCGUGAGCGCGAUGGGCUUUGAGUAUAUGACUCCAGUUCAACACCGUGUUUUGACUGAACUUCCAACUUGGCGCAGUGACUGCCUGGUCCAGGCCAAAACUGGUACGGGCAAAACCCUUGCCUUUUUGCUACCUGCAUUGCACUGUCUACUCCAAGGACAUUCGGCGCCACCAAGAGGUCAGGUCGCCAUCUUGAUCAUCACCCCAACCAGAGAGCUUGCCCAGCAAAUCGCCAAGUCAUGUGAUCAACUCACAUCACAGCUUGCGAGACCUCUUGAGUGUCACAUUGCAGUUGGUGGAACGGCUCGGGCAUCUGCUCUUUCGCGCUUUAUGAAGGGGGCGCCGUCCAUUCUUGUAGCAACCCCGGGACGACUAAAAGACUACUUAUCCGAACCCGAGACGGCUGAGAAGCUGUCUAACAUUCAGACUCUGGUUUUGGACGAAGCCGACACGAUGCUCGAGACCGGCUUCCUAGCUGAUGUGAAGCGAAUCCUCCAACUCAUUCCCCCAAAAAGCACUGGCUGGCAAGGCAUGUGCUUCUCAGCCACUAUUCCGCCCAAGGUCAAAGAUGUGGUCAGCGUUGUGUUGAAGCCAGGCUACUGUAACAUUUCGACCAUUGAAAAGAAUGAAACACCUACGCAUGAGAGAGUACCCCAGUACCACGUUCUGAUGCCGUCUGUGGGAGACACCUUUAACAUGCUUACCUCUCUCCUCAAUCUCGAAACCAAGAACAACUCUAAAAUCAUUGUCUUCGGGGUGACCGCAAACAUGGUAGCCCUCUUCGCAGCAGUCUUUUCCCGGGGCUUGACUCCGUUGCCGGUAUUUGAGAUCCAUUCCAGACUCAGCCAGAGCUCUCGCACGAAAACCACGGCUCAGUUCAAGGAAGCAGCCGCCGGAAUCCUCUUCGCCUCGGAUGUUAUCGGUCGUGGCAUGGAUUUCCCCAAUGUCGACUUGGUCAUCCAGGUCGGCUUGCCAUCGAACGGUGAACAGUACGUGCAUCGUGUCGGUCGUACAGCCCGCGCUGGCAAUGAUGGCCGCGCUAUCAUCCUCCUCACGGAAGCCGAGUCUUUCUUCAUGAAGGCCAAUCGCCACUUGCCCAUCAAACCCCACCCCCAAACCGACGCGAUCAACGAGGCCGCUGCCUCAUGCACCGAUGCCGUCGCGCAGGCCAUGUACCGCAUCGAUGAUGAGACAAAGCAACGUGCUUACUCGUCGUUCAUAGGUUUCUUUGCUGGGUCCGGUCUUCUGAAGCCGCUUCGGCUCGAUAAGCCCGGCCUCGUUCAACUCGCAAACGAAAUGGCCAUCAAGGGCAUGGCAUGCCCCGAGCCUCCUCCAAUGGACAAGAAGGUCAUCGGGAAGAUGGGAUUGAAGGGCGUUCCUGGAUUCAACUAUGGAAGCAGAGAUGACUUGAAUGGAGAUGGCCCUGCUAGACAGCGCGGUCGUCCUGGGAACAAGUCUCGUGAUGCACUCAGUCCCGGAGCUGGUCGGGACCGCAGAGGUGGGGUCGAAAAGAAUCGUGGAGGGCGUCGCGGUGGUGGAGGGGGAGGACGUGGAGGGCGUGGAGGACGGGGAGGAAAGCCCAGAGGAGCAUAA